This is a messenger RNA of Prunus armeniaca (apricot), 378 nucleotides long. The record is from the annotation of a GenBank genome assembly. Lineage: Eukaryota; Viridiplantae; Streptophyta; Magnoliopsida; Rosales; Rosaceae.
AUGAGGAGCAAAGUGACUGUACCCAUUAUUUACCAUAAUAGGUCACAUCAGAAUUUGGUGCGGGCAUACUUCAAGAGUGCUCGAGAAGUGCUGACUGAAACAAGAGAAGUUCAUGUGACACACGAGACAACAUAUCCGUUUAGUGAAUGGAACAUAGUGACGUUAGCGCUAGAGGCUGGGCUAUUUUUGGUCAAUGAAGUGAGUUUCUCAUUGUGGCAUUAUCCAGGUUAUCAGAAUAAGAGAGGGGCUGGGAUAUGUGACCAAACUUUUCCUGUUGGAAAGUCUAGCACCUUCAAAUUUUCCGAGUACCAUUCGUACUGCUUCCAGUUUCCUCCUUGGUGGUUGGAGAGUACUAGUAGUGCAUGGUUGAUGCUCUAG